UUCCUUGUGUCUCUGGUGGCUUGCCUAAACCUGAAAAUAUCACUUUCUCGUCCAUAAAUAUGAAGAACGUCCUACAGUGGAAUCCACCAGAGGGCCUGACAGCAGUUGGAGUUAUUUAUACUGUGCAGUAUUUCAUAUAUGGACAAAAGAAAUGGCUAGAUAAAUCUGAGUGCAGGAAUAUCAGUAGGAUGUACUGUGAUCUCUCAGCUGAAACCUCGAACUACGAACACCAGUAUUAUGCCCGCGUGAAGGCCAUGUGGGAAACAGAUUGUUCCAAAUGGGCAGAAACUGGACGGUUCUACCCAUAUUUAGAAACACAAAUUGGCCCACCAGCAGUUGCUUUGACUAGUGAUGAGAAGUCCAUUUCAGUAGUUCUGAUGGCUCCAGAGAAGUGGAAGAGAAAUCCAGAAGAAGGUUCUGUUUCCAUGCAACAAAUAUACCCCACUUUGCAGUAUAACGUGUCUGUGCACAAUACCAAAUCAAACAGAACGUGGUCACAGUGUGUGACCAGCCACUCCUUGGUGCUUCCCUGGCUGGAGCCGGACACUCUGUACUGCAUCCUCGUGGAGUCCCUCGUCCCCGGGCCUCCUCGCCUCACUCCGCCUUCGGAGGAGCUCUGUAUCAGUACUUUGAAAGAUCAGACGUUGGCGUUGAAGGUUAAAAUCAUCUUCUGCUAUGUUUUGCCCAUAUCUGUUACCAUGUUUAUUUUUUCUGUGAUGGGCUACUCCAUGUACAGAUACAUCCAUGUUGGCAAAGAGAAACACCCACAAAAUUUGAUUUUGAUCUAUGAAAAUGAAUUUGACAGAAGAUUCUUUGUACCUGCUGAAAAAAAUGUGAUUAACCUUAUCACCCUCAAUAUUCUGGAUGAUUCUAAAAUUUCUCAUAAGGAUGUAAGUUCAAUGGAAAAAAGCAGUGAUGUAUCUGACCUUAACGAUACUGAGCCCAGCAAGGACCAGGAGCCUCAUCAGGCAGAAGACGAGGUGAAACACUUAGGGUAUGCUUCACAUUUCAUGGAAAUUUUCUGUGACUUGGGGGAAAACACAAAUGGUACUUCUGUCACCCAACAUGAGUCACGCAGCAGAACAAGAGCCACAGAUGAAACGGUCAUAGAAUAUGAAUAUAAUGUAAGAAUUGCUGACUUUUCUGUGGGGCCUGAAGACCAAGAGCUUAACUUGCAGGAGGACAUGUGCAUACAAGGAAAACUAUUUGAGCAAGAGGCCCCUUUGGCAAACUUGGUCCAACAGACAUUAUUGUAUCCAUGUGUUCCCCAGCUCAAAGACUUAGACCACCCAAUGCAGGAGCCCACAGACACUGAGGAGGGGCCAGAGGAAGAGCCAUUGACAACACUGGUGGACUGGGACCCUCAGACUGGCAGGCUGUGUAUGCCUCCAUUAUCUGACUUUGAACAUGAGUCUGAGAAAUGUGAGCAUUCUGAGUGUGGUGGGCUCACGGAGGAGGGCCUUUUGUCCAGGCUGCAUGAGGAGCAGGCUCCAGACAAGCGACUGGAAGAAAAUGAAAGCUAUCUCACGCAAUUUAUGGAGGAUUGGGGAUUAUACGUACAAAUGGAAGACUAAUGCCAAAACUUCCCUCUGCCAGACCCUUACUGUCACAGAGCACAUGAGUGCAAAUGAGUUGCAGAACAACAAAGAACUUGGCAUAAAGGAUGCUUACUCAGAUUUUCUAGUGUCAGUGAGAAUUACUUAUUUGUUCGCUCUGUUUUGCUCUGCCUCAUAUAUGUGGCUGGUUCACGCAUAUGGGUCUCUUACAGUGAAGGUGGCUGACUCAUUGCAUUCAAUAAAGGUUGGUCCAGUUGGAUGCAAAAUUAAUCCAAGAUGGGUUUACUAUAGCCUCCUUGUUUAUUAUUUUCUAGCAAGCACACUUCUACAGUUAUUUUCUGGGCAUUUACCAUGUAUAUCAGAAGAAAGGCCCGGCAAUCUCACUCUGAAAAAUCAGCCUUUGAAAAAACCCUGUGCAGUGCAGUUCUACUCAUGGGGUUGCCAUGAGUCGGAAUAGACUCGGCAGCAACUGGUUUGGUUAAUUUUUUUUUUUUUUUUACCUUGUGUAGCAGCUUUGGCAAACUUGGGUUAACAGACAUGAUUAUAUUCAUAUACUCCCCACCUUCCUGGGUAAAUUCCAGCAACUGCAGCCAUCUUUUAUUCACCCUUAGCUUAAAAA
Loxodonta africana (African savanna elephant) is the source of this 2175-nucleotide messenger RNA. RefSeq names its product interleukin 20 receptor subunit alpha (gene IL20RA). Gene Ontology annotation, biological process: cytokine-mediated signaling pathway. The record is from RefSeq and is a predicted model, not a curated record. Gene Ontology annotation, cellular component: plasma membrane. Gene Ontology annotation, molecular function: cytokine receptor activity; interleukin-20 binding. Bases 60 to 1574 code for a protein of 504 amino acids. The transcript has 6 exons. Lineage: Eukaryota; Metazoa; Chordata; Mammalia; Proboscidea; Elephantidae.